Molecule: messenger RNA, 234 nt
Organism: Dictyostelium discoideum AX4
Lineage: Eukaryota; Evosea; Eumycetozoa; Dictyosteliales; Dictyosteliaceae
Exons: 1
Coding region: 1-234 (77 amino acids)
Source: RefSeq, a predicted model, not a curated record
AUGAAUUAUUCAUCAGGUUCAAAUAAUUUAUCAAAAAUAUUAAAUAAAUUUCAAGAAAUUUCAAAAUCAGAAAAUGAUGAAGAAUAUAAAUUUUCAAUAAGUGAAGUUAUAAGAGUAACUGGUUUACUUUUAUUUUCACCAAAGGAUGAAUCACUAUCCCAAGAGUUGAAACAAAUAAAAACUGAAUUAAGACCUGAUCACCAAAAAGAACUUGAAACACUAUUAUGUCAAUAG